Rhineura floridana is the source of this 1278-nucleotide messenger RNA. Its product is annotated as vomeronasal type-2 receptor 26-like. The transcript has 4 exons. Bases 55 to 1278 code for a protein of 407 amino acids. Gene Ontology annotation, molecular function: G protein-coupled receptor activity. Lineage: Eukaryota; Metazoa; Chordata; Lepidosauria; Squamata; Rhineuridae. Gene Ontology annotation, cellular component: membrane. The record is from RefSeq and is a predicted model, not a curated record. Gene Ontology annotation, biological process: G protein-coupled receptor signaling pathway.
CCACCCUUUUAUCUCCACCAUUUCCUGGGAAACUCCCAGUUUUACAAUUCUUCCAUGCAUGGAGUGUAUAUGGAUGAGAAUGGGGAACUGGCAGCCAACUUGGACCUUGUGAACUGGGUGGUGUUUCCCAAUAAUUCUGUCCUCAGGGUGAAGUUUGGAAGUAUCAACAGACAAGGAUCCCGAGGCCUACAGCUCACCAUCAACCAGGAGGCCAUUGUGUGGCCCAAAUGGCUCAACCAGACCCUGCCUCCUUCCAGGUGUGUGGAAAGUUGCCAGCCUGGAUUUGUCAAGGUGGUUCAAGAAGGAAAUCCACUUUGCUGCUAUGACUGUGUUCCCUGUGCGGAAGGGACCAUCUCCACUCAGGAAGAUGCAGAGCAUUGUACAAGGUGUCCAGAUGAUCAGCAUCCAAACAAGGCCCAAGAACAAUGUGUCCUCAAGAUUAUAACCUUCUUGGCCUACGAAGAACAUUUGGGGAUCCUCCUAGCUUCCUUGGCCCUAUUUUUGUCUGUAACAACAUAUUUUGUGUUAGGAAUUUUCAUUAAAUUCCUAGAAACUCCAAUAGUCAAAGCCAAUAACCGGGAUCUCUCCUAUAUCCUCCUCAUCUCCCUCCUGCUUUCCUUUUUAUCCUCCUUCCUCUUCAUUGGCCAGCCAAACAAAGUGACUUGUCUUCUCCAACAAAACGCCUUCAUCAUCAUCUUCUCAGUUGCUGUCUCUUCUGUGUUGGCAAAGACCAUCACUGUGGUGCUGGCCUUCCUGGCCACAAAGCCAGGAAACAAGGUGAGAAGAUGGCUGGGGAAGAGUCUGGCCAACUCCAUUGUCAUUUCUUGCUCCAGUGUCCAAGUCAUCAUCUGCACUAUCUGGCUAGGGAUGUCUCCCCCAUUCCCAGAAUCUGACAUGCAUUCUCAGCCUGGAGAGAUCAUUCUGAAAUGCAAUGAAGGGUCUGUUACCAUGUUUUAUGUGGCCCUUGGAUACAUGGGCUUCCUUGCUGCCAUCUGCUUCAUGGUGGCUUUCCUAGCCAGGAAGCUGCCUGGGGCCUUCAAUGAAGCCAAGCUGAUCACCUUCAGCAUGCUGGUCUUCUGCAGUGUUUGGGUCUCCUUUGUGCCCACCUACCUGAGCACGAAGGGGAAAUACAUGGUAGCCGUGCAGGUCUUCUCCAUUUUGGCCUCCAGUGCUGGGCUUCUGGGCUGCAUCUUUAUUCCCAAGUGCUACAUUAUUGUCCUGCGGCCUGACCUGAACACAAAGGAGCAUCUAACAACUAAAACAAAAGUAGAAAUCUGA